UGCCACUUUCCCAAACACAAAUUUCUCUAACUCCACCACACCAUCGCUUUCGGCCUUUUAGUUACUUUUGAACAUUUUGUUGUUUGUUCUUCUUGGGAAGAGGAGAAGAAGGAGCAGAAGAAGAAUGCAUUAUCAGGGUGAUUCUUGGGGUUACUACGUGCCAACGAGGAGCAUGGGGUCAGACCCAAUGGAGAGGGUGGUGAAGCUGGCCUCAGAGAGCGCAGUGGUGAUAUUCAGUUUGAGCACCUGCUGCAUGUGCCACGCUGUGAAGAGGCUCUUCUGCGGAAUGGGAGUGAACCCAACGGUGUACGAGCUUGACCAGGACCCCAGAGGGAAAGAGAUGGAAAGGGCACUGAUGAGGCUGCUUGGCAACUCACAAGCAGUUCCCGUUGUUUUCAUUGGAGGGAAGCUGAUAGGAGCCAUGGACCGAGUCAUGGCUUCCCACAUCAAUGGAACCCUGGUGCCACUUCUCAAGGAGGCCGGAGCUCUGUGGCUCUAAUUAUUCUGACAAUAUUAGAGAAGUAGAUGGCUAAUUAAUAAUUAACUAGGAAUUACAUGCAGAAAAAAAUGUAGGAGAGUACUGCCUUCACGAUCUCUAUCCAAUUUUAUAUACAAUUUGCUAGCUAGUUUAAUUAGUCAGUCUGUUAAGCUUUGAUUUCGAAAGGAGAUUUUGAGGUCUCCUAACCUUGUCUUAUGGCAAAUGGAAUUAAUGUAGCUGAUGCCUCGUUGUAUAG
Messenger RNA from Theobroma umbraticum, 734 nucleotides. RefSeq names its product glutaredoxin-C1-like. The record is from RefSeq and is a predicted model, not a curated record. Lineage: Eukaryota; Viridiplantae; Streptophyta; Magnoliopsida; Malvales; Malvaceae.